Jaminaea rosea is the source of this 1105-nucleotide messenger RNA. RefSeq lists its product as hypothetical. The transcript has a single exon. Lineage: Eukaryota; Fungi; Basidiomycota; Exobasidiomycetes; Microstromatales. The record is from RefSeq and is a predicted model, not a curated record. The annotation marks the transcript as partial.
CGUUACCACUUCAUUCUCACGUCGACGCCAGAAGACUGUCAUGUGAAGCACGUCGAUUCAAAGUGAUGGAUCAAAAGGAGGAAGCUGAAGGAGAUACAUACUCGAGCUCAAGAGACCAGAUAGGGGCAGAGAAGGGGUCUGAGCGCAGGCUAGUCUAGCCGAACCAAAGCUCAACACAACGAGAACCUCUCGCUGCCGCACACCUCGCAAUGGCUGCAGCUCCUGUUUCACCGCCUCACGGGCAUGGCGCUCUACCGCCUCCGCGAAGGCAACUUCACGUACGAGCACAUGAUCCGUAUGAUUGUCGCCAUCGACGAGCAUAUGGGUUGUGCGAUCCUCAACACCAUCUCGCGUGGAGGUUACCCGGGCGUGUACGAGCUGAGGGGGGCGCGAUACGGCAAGCGACGCCAUGAACGGCUCAACGGGGUGGUGCCGGCAGCAAUCCAAUUUAUCGACCUCAUCAACGACAAGGACAUUCGUGAUGACGUUGAGGUGGAGGACAUUGGUCGAAGGGCCGGCAAGUCGAAGGCGGUGACGAGGGCGGCCGUCGAGCGCAUCAAUUGGGUCACCCCGACCUCCUCGCUUGCUUCUGGCCCUUGCACGGCCGUCGACAACAUCACGACGAGCAAGUGGGGCUUGGUGCAGGCUCUUGCGCGAGAGGAGUUGGAGCGACAGCGCGAGGCCGGCGCAGCAAACGUGGCAAUCCUCGACGUGGAGCAGCCGACCACUCAAUCCUCCUUCUUCCGUGGCACCGACCACGUUCACCUCAGCCAGCCUCGCGCGGAAGACGAGACUUUCGACAUCGCCCCUGCCGGACGGAUCUCCAUCUACUCGCGCGAGACUCAGAUGGUUGGUGUGCCGGAGGACGCCGAUCAGAGGGCAGCCAAAUUCUCGUAUGAGGAGCGGCUGGAAGCCUGGGAGAGGAUGGGGGCGGCGGGAGUGACAGGAUGGCCGUGUAAGGUCAGGAAGGACACCAUCAUCGUGGAAUUCUUUGGCCGCAAACGCCGCCUAGAGCAAGACUGCUUUGGAGACCGCACGGCGCUCGAGGACGGAACCAAGGCAGUCCUCAAGCUCGUGCCGAUUGCUCGAGAUGGUUCUGCUUGCG